Naegleria gruberi is the source of this 330-nucleotide messenger RNA. RefSeq lists its product as uncharacterized. The transcript has a single exon. The record is from RefSeq and is a predicted model, not a curated record. Gene Ontology annotation, molecular function: protein binding. Bases 1 to 330 code for a protein of 109 amino acids. NCBI's taxonomy places the organism in Eukaryota, Heterolobosea, Eutetramitea, Acrasida, Naegleriidae.
AUGAAUAGAAAUAUCUUGCAUCAUGCUUGUCAAUGGGGAAAUAUAGAGACUGUAAAAUAUGGAAUAUCAAGAGGUGUACCAGUAAAUGUAAAGGACUCACUCGGAAAUACACCACUUCACUAUUGUUGUGGUGAGGGAUAUUUCAAUAUUGUUGCCUUGUUAUUGUAUCAUCCAAAGAUUAAGGUUGAUGUGAAAAAUAAGGAAGGCCACACACCUAGGAGAAGAGCUUAUUUUCAUGGGCAUGAUGAUGUCUUGAUAUUGCUUGAUAAGUUUAUGGGAAACAUUGCUGUACGUGUUUUUAAAAUUUCUAUUUUUGGAAAAUUAAUUUAA